ACGGACAGGUUUAUUUACAAACAUUAUGACUUCCGGUUACUUUUCUAAUCUUCGUUGGUGAAGAGCCUACAGAUUUUGACAGAUGUAAACACAGUCAGGGCGAUAAUUAUUCUCAAGAUUUUGAUUAGUUUUAUACAGAAACAGUAGUCAUGGUGUAUCUUACAAUAAAAGAGGAAAGUGAUGAAAGAUUGCACUUUACCAGACAGCCUUCCUUGAAUUCAUGGGCAAUUCUUGUUGGCUUCAGUUCUGUAGGUCUUGGUAUUGCCUACUAUGGAAAUGAUCCAUUUUGGCUAAAGGCAAUUUACUUGGUUCUUGGAAGCCUUAUUGGAAUAUCUUGCAUGGAUGACUGGGAGGAAUGUGAUUUCAAUAAGUCAGAAGGAGAGAUAAAGCUGAAGAAAAUAAGUGCCUGGGACUUGAUCUUCCUUAGGAGUGAAGAUGUUGUUGUAGCCCAGCUGUCUGAGGUAACUAAUGUAAAUGUAAAGGAAGAAAAAGUUAACUACUUUGGUACCACAUAUCAAGUUGUGUUGAAGUUUUCAACAGGGAUGUCUUUCGGUAUAACAGAAUCUUUUACUUUCGGAUCUUCCAAAGAACACUAUGCCGUUGCGGAGAAGAUCCGAAACUUUCUAAAUAUAGAAGAAGAUGCUGCCGACAAUGAUUUCUUAGAUUCAGCAUCAUCAUCAUCAAUGGAGGAAGAGGACACAGCAGACGAAACGGCCGACGAUUUCGAGCAUAUAGACCAAUCAGAUCUCAUCGAUGAAACAGACAAAUCAAGUAUGCAACAGGCAGACGAUAAAAAAUGUGAUGAUCAAUCACCAGAUGAUGUUCCUGUAGAAACCGAAUAACUGUACAAUGGUUGUGUAUAGAUAGUUUAAGUUUUGACCAUUUGUCUGACUUUUGUUCUUUACAUUGACUAUUUAUAGAUGAUAUUCUAUUUUUAACUUAUCUUUUGAUGCAUGUACAGUGAAAUUCUGACGUCUGCUGUACAGUCAGACUUUACUGUGCUUGUAUUUAAAGAUAGGGUUAAAACGGAUAAUAAAAUGUACUGUUGGUGGAAGAAAGUGAGUAAAACAAUAUAUUUCAAAGUGGUAAAAAAAUUACGUGCAAACCGAGAAGUGAACAAAAUGCAGUUUUUUAUUGUAGUUUCUACAAUAAAAAACUGCAUUUUGUUAAGUUUUUUUGGAAACAAUUAAUAAAUUACUAUUUCAUAAAGGAGUUUGCUGUUCAUUUUCUAAAUCACAUAUUAAAUUAUCAAUUUUCUUUUUACUAUAAUAUACAAAUCAACAAAGGAAUUGAUUUGUAGGUAAAUAGUAAAAUGUGUAAAAAGAUGAUUGAUAUGUGAUUUAUAAAGAUAUACAGCAACCUCCUUGAUAAAGAGCUGUUUAACUCCUUGAAAUGGUGGAGGUUAAUUAAAUGAAGUCUGUGAAAUACUAAGAUAGUUUUUUAUUGAACAGCUAUUUUUACAAGAUCCUGAUAAUGUGGUAUUUAUCUGAAUACUUGGCAGAGUAUUGUCUAUGCAGAUUAAACAUUCAAAAGUUAACAACUAACGACAGUGUUGACGAUUUACUUCCAAGUAUGUUAGUUACAAUUUAUUUUAACAUUCAUUACACUGGCAGGCAUUUGGUCAUUAAUUAAAGUGUCUAUAAACAAUUCAUUUACAUGAAUAUUGCACACAUGUAUCUUUUCAAUGCAUUUUUUCGUCUAUAGGUAGAUCAGCCAUAAAGCUUUCAGGUUUCAUACUUAAAAUGUUAAUUCUUGGUGUAUUAAAUUAUAUGAAUGUACUGGUAUUGUAAGUGCUUGUUUUCUUGAAGGGAAUAUUUUUUAUUAUAUUUGCACAAAGUAAUUUCCUUUUUUUAAAAAUUUACAGUUUUAUUAUUAUUAAGUGUACAAGUUAAAAAGGUUUCUCAAUAUAAAUGACAAUAUUAUAAUCUACAUAAAUGUAUUCAUUCUUUACUGUAUGUGUCAGCCAUUUUUAGAUUGUUAAAUCUUUGUUGGCUGACAGGUGGUGCCCCCAUUAUGCUAGGAUGCCCUUGAUGUAUACAAUUUCUUAAGCAGUGAACUCAUGCCUUAACAAACAUUGACUGGAAUAAUUUUGUAACCUAUAUAGAGUAUAUUCACAGUUAAUGAAAUAAUACUGCAAUAUAGUUGCUAGAGGUUGAAAAAACAGGUUCUUUAAUUAUAAGGGUCUAGAACUAAGAUCCCUUCAUUGAGAUUUCAGAUAAAGUUUUAAAAAGCACAUUUCUGUUCAUAUCAUUUUUGGUAGGGAACAAUAACUUUUUUUAGCACAAAUCAAUUUCUCAGGACUUAUUCAAAAUUGCUUUUAGGCUGUGAAACAAAAUAUAAAGACCAUAUCCUGGUGUUGUUUUUUUUUUUAUUCACUUAUUAUUUUUUGAAACAAAAUGUAGAUUAUUUUGAACUUUAUGUUUUUAAUGGCAAGUUUAAUGCUUUCAUAUUACCAUUCAUUAUCAUGUGUGUUGGGGAAAGAAUAGAUGAUUUUAUGUGAGGAAUAUGAGCAAUAAUGUUGGUGAAUAAUUUAUAUUACCUCUUAUAUUGUUAAUGGGAUUUUUGAAUUUGAACAAAGGAAGAUAUGUGCUAUGUUGUUACUUUGUUGUUAGUGUUAUGCUGUUAUUUUUCUCUCUUUUAAACAAAUGAUUUAUUAUUGAUAUCAUACAGACCUUGAUAUUGGUCAACAUUUUAUAAGUGUUCAUACAAAAAGGCAGUUGUGAAAAUGAUUAACUUUCAGUGUUGCACACUGCUAAAUUAGCAAGGUGUUAGAAUGGAUGUAAAGGGCAAUAACUCUGCUAUGAGCUGUGUCAGAAUGUUAGUUCUCUGCCAUGAGUUAUAUUAAAAUGCUGGCCCUCUGCCAUGUGUUAUAU
Molecule: messenger RNA, 2873 nt
Organism: Ruditapes philippinarum (Manila clam)
Lineage: Eukaryota; Metazoa; Mollusca; Bivalvia; Venerida; Veneridae
Product: cytochrome b-245 chaperone 1-like
Exons: 7
Coding region: 150-842 (230 amino acids)
Source: RefSeq, a predicted model, not a curated record